CUUUUGAGAAUAUAUAACUAAUCUGAGAAGACCAUUAAAUAAAUUAUCAAUUUUAUUUUACAAUAUUAAGAAAAUAUGUCACGAUUUAUGAUUCAUAAAGGUCAACUUACAGCAUUUUCAUAUUUUCGACCACAAAUGUUUUCAACUAAUUUAUUAGUUACUAAAAAAUCAAUUCGACCUGAAUAUCCUUCCCCAGUUCGUCAUGGAUUUGUACCAGAAAAAUGGUGUACAGUUUUUUAUCCAAAAACUGGUGUAACAGGGCCUUAUAUUUUUGCUACUGGACUAUCUGCUUAUUUAUUGUCAAAAGAAAUAUACGUAAUUGAUCAUGACUUUUACAAUGGAGUAAGCCUUAUUAUAUUGUUCAUAGUAUUGCACAAAAAAUAUGGAGCUGAUUUUGCUAAAUUUCUUGAUAAACAUAUUGAUGCGUAUGAAAAUAAUCUAGAAUCUUCCAAAAAAGAUAAAAUAAAAGAAUUCCAGGAACUUAUUGAGCAUGAAAAAAAAGAACAAUGGAGAACCGAAGGUCAAAAAAUGAUAAUUGAUAUUAAAAAAGAUAAUAUCAAUUUACAAUUAGAAGCAGCUUAUAGAGCACGUUUAUCUUCUGUGUAUGAAGCAGUAAAAGGACGCUUGGAUUAUCAAGUACAACUUCAAAAAAUUGAACGAAAACUUGCACAGAAAUAUAUGGUUCAAUGGAUUGUAGAAAACGUAAAGAAAGCAUUUACACCUGAACAAGAAAAAAUAGUUCUUUCAAGAUCUAUUAGUGAUCUUCAAAAGCUUGUUUCUGAAAUUUAAAUUAAAUAAAUUCGUUUAUAUUAUAAAUGA
Molecule: messenger RNA, 819 nt
Organism: Ceratosolen solmsi marchali
Lineage: Eukaryota; Metazoa; Arthropoda; Insecta; Hymenoptera; Agaonidae
Gene: ATPsynB
Product: ATP synthase subunit b, mitochondrial
Exons: 3
Coding region: 76-789 (237 amino acids)
Biological process (GO): proton motive force-driven ATP synthesis
Molecular function (GO): proton-transporting ATP synthase activity, rotational mechanism
Source: RefSeq, a predicted model, not a curated record